Acanthosepion pharaonis is the source of this 1590-nucleotide messenger RNA. NCBI's taxonomy places the organism in Eukaryota, Metazoa, Mollusca, Cephalopoda, Sepiida, Sepiidae. The record is from the annotation of a GenBank genome assembly.
AUGCAUGGAUAUCUAUCUAUCUAUUUCCGUCUGAUCCUAUCUAUCUAUCUAUCUAUCUAUCUAUCUAUCUAUCUAUCUAUCUAUCUAUCUAUCUAUCAGGCUGUUCAUAUCUAUCUAUCUAUGCUUGUUCGUUAUUUAUCUAUUUAUCUAUGUUCAUUAACUAUCUAUCUAUCUAUGAACGUAUGUUCAUUAUCUAUCUAUCUAUCUAUCUAUCUAUCUAUCUAUCUAUCUAUCUAUGAAAGUAUGUUCAUUAUCUAUCUAUCUAUCUAUCUAUCUAUCUAUCUAUCUAUCUAUCUAUCUAUCUAUCUAUGUCAGGAUUCUCAUCACCAUGAUUUUCGUUUUCCUUUCGUUGUUUUCUUCUUUCUUUCCUUUUUCAUAUUCAUUUUCUUUUCAUCAUUUAUUCUUUCUUUCAUUUUUUUCUUUUCAUUAUGUUUUUCUUCAUUUUUUUCUUUUUCCUUUCACUAUGUUUUCUUUAUUUUUUCUUUUUCUUUUUCCUUUCUCUUAAUUAUGUUUUCUUUUUUCUUCUGUUACUUUUUUCUUUUCAUUACGUUUUCUUCUUUCUGUCAUUUUUUCUUUUCAUUGUAUUUUUUCUUUCGUUUUUUUUUCUUUUUCUUUUCAUUAUGUUUUCUUCUAUCUUUCUUGGCUUUUUCUUUUUGUUUUUCCGUUCAUUAUAUUUUCAUCUUUCGUUUCUUUUUCUUUUUCCUUUCAUUCUAUUUUCUUCUUUCUUUCUUUCAUUUUCUUUUUUUCUCUUUCUUCUUUCAUUCUAUUUUAUUCUUUCUUUCUUUUUCUUCUUUUCCUUUUUUCCGUUUAUUAGUCUAUCUUUCUUUCUUUCUUUCUUUCUUUCUUUCUUUCAAUUAUGUUUUAUGUCUGCAUACUUUUCUUUUUUCUUUCAUUCUAUUUUAUUCCUUCUUUCUCUCAUUUUUCUUUUCCAUUUUCCUUUCAUUAAGUGUUCCUUUCCUUUUCCGUUUAUUAUUUUUCUCUCUUUCUUUCUUUCUUUCUUUUUUCUUUCUUUCUUUUCAUUCUAUUUUAUUCUUUCUUUCUUCUUUCUUUCUUUAUUUAUUUCUUUCUUUCUUUCUUUCUUUCAAUUAUUUUUUACGUCUGCUUACUUUUCUUUUUUCUUUUUCCUUCUUUAUUGAAUUUUCUAUCUCCUCGCUCUUUCUGAUUUUUCAUUUUUCUUUCGCCAUUCUAUUUUCCUUUAUAUUUUCAUUCUCUCCACAUUUUCUCUUUAUCUCUGUUUAUAACUAUCUAAUUAUCUUUGGGCAUACCUUUCUAUCCACUAUCGUACAUUUAUCUCUCUCACUCUCGCCCCCUGUCUCUCCAUAUCUAUCUAUCUAUCUAUCUAUCUAUCUAUCUAUCUAUCUAUCUAUCUAUCUAUCUAUCUAUCUAUCUACCUACACAAACACACACACACACACAUACACGUAUAUAUAUUCUGUUUAUAACUAUCUAAUUAUCUUUGGUCAUAUCUCUCUAUCCCCUAUCGUACAUUCAUCUCUCUCACUCUCGCCCACUCUCUCUCCCUAUCUAUCUAUAUCAGUCUGUUCACAUCUAUCUAUCUAUCUAUCUAUCUAUCUAUCUAUCUCGGUCUGA